Verticillium dahliae VdLs.17 is the source of this 666-nucleotide messenger RNA. RefSeq lists its product as uncharacterized. The record is from RefSeq and is a predicted model, not a curated record. NCBI's taxonomy places the organism in Eukaryota, Fungi, Ascomycota, Sordariomycetes, Glomerellales, Plectosphaerellaceae. The coding region runs from base 1 to 666 and encodes 221 amino acids. The transcript has 4 exons.
AUGCCCACGGUCAAUCCCGAUAUCGUUAGCGAGACUGGCGGCUCUCUCGGCCGGAACGCUGAGGUGCAGAGGAGGAGAAGGUUGAUUCAACCCAGCGUCCGUAAACCCGCUGCCAGGAUUACCAUACGAUCAGCAAGACCUCUUGCGAAGCCACGGAUGCUGACUUGCCCAUCCGAGUACAAGAAGAAACAGAUGAAGAAGGUUCCUCCCCGCGGCUCAGUCCGUGACUUUCCAUGCCGGCAGUGCGUCGCCCGCGCCAACAAGGCUCCUGGCCAUGAAUGCGCCUCUCAAAACAAUACGGGUGCUGCGUGCUGGGACUGCGCAAAGAACGGCCACACAUGCAGGCCGGUCCCUGAUGUGGCUCUUGCUGCCGUGCGUGCCUUUUGGGACCUGAACCGGCAGCUCAGCGGCGCGCAUGGCGAACCGGACGAGGCCUGGCGUGCUGCUGCGCAGCGAGCAGCACAACAAUUACGAGCUUGCGGCAGUGGUGCCGUCUCUCCUGGUACUCCACGACCAGCUCCUGCCUUGGCUUCGUUUGGCGAAGUAGCUUCGAGGAGCUUCGAGGAAAGCAAGCUUAUAGCGCUGGAGACAAUCGCUGACGCUGCUCGGCUCUGGAUUCAGCUCAAUCAACCGGACGAAGAGGAGGAGGAUGGGGAGGAGGACUAG